Myripristis murdjan (pinecone soldierfish) is the source of this 1415-nucleotide messenger RNA. It is a transcript of the gene tuft1b, whose product is annotated as tuftelin 1b. Gene Ontology annotation, biological process: intracellular signal transduction. The coding region runs from base 109 to 1395 and encodes 428 amino acids. The transcript is spliced from 13 exons. NCBI's taxonomy places the organism in Eukaryota, Metazoa, Chordata, Actinopteri, Holocentriformes, Holocentridae. Gene Ontology annotation, cellular component: intracellular anatomical structure. The record is from RefSeq and is a predicted model, not a curated record.
AGCUAAGCUCCUGAUGCUGCAUUGUGUUCAGGAGAUUGUUUUGGGUGGAAUAUGAGCGAGAGACAGAGCGAUUCUUGUUGAAACUUAUAACAGGAAGCGAGGCAGCAUAUGGGAUCAAUCUGGAAGAAGAUCAGGCAGGCUAUGGAGGACAAAAUGCCCUGGUUCAAUACUCGCAUGAAAUGUCUGCCGGAUGGUGGAGUCACCUGCUUCUCUGAGAUGAGCGGCGGCGUGGCGCGGACGGUGGACGGGGCUGGAGAGGAGGACAACAAAACCACGGACGCACGCAGGCAGCUCAAACUCACUCGGCAACACCAAGACCAGUCAGCCCGGACCUCAGAGCAGCACAGCAGUAAGGAAAGCAGCAUAGCAAUAGUACUGCCACAGCAGCCCGGUGAGGAGCAGCAGCACACACCUGAUCUCAUCACUCCCACAGACGAAAAAGUAGAAGUUAUCAAGGUUUACCUUGAGACCCGUCAACAGAAGGACGAGACCCACCAGGAAAGUCUCAAGAUGCUGACGGACGAGGUGUCGCAGAUACAGGAGGUGAGGUACUGUCUGAAGACUCUGAGAGAGCAGAUGGCAGCGAGGCAGAGCAGCAACAACAAUAACAAGUAUCCAGCCAAUGGCUACAAAGUCUCCAUGCCGAGCACCCAGCCAAAUAUCACCAAUGGCAACAUUGUUCAGACUGACUCAGAGCCUCAUGCUGGAGAUAAUCAGGAGGAGACUCUGAGGCUCAGGGAGGCGACCAAGCGUCUGUACGCUCAGCUGAAGGAGCUGGAGAAGAGACACCAAGAAGAGAGAGACAGGCUGCAGGCGGAGAGCAGUGAGUACCGCCGUCGCCUGGAUGAGCAAACAGAGCUGCUGCAGAGGGCAGAGGAGCAGUCGGAGGAGCGAGGUCAGCAGGUGGAGGAGCUUCAGAGGCUGCUGACAGGCAUGGAGCUUGAGAGCACGGCUCUUAAAGACAAGCUGGCUACAGGCGAGGAAGAGCUGCUGCAGCUUAGAGCAGGGGAGGAGCGAGGGCAGGAGAAGGAGCAGAGAUGUGAGAAGCUGGAGAAAGAGCUAGCCACCCUGAAGGAGAAGAUUCAUCACCUUGAUGACAUGUUAAAGAGUCAGCAGAGGAAGGUCCGCCACAUGAUUGAACAGCUGCAGAACUCGCGAACAGUCAUCCAAGAGAGAGAUCGAGUCAUCAUGGAUCUGGAGGAGAGAGUGGCUUUCCUCGAGGCUGAGAACAGAGAAUUGCAUGACCGUAUGGAGCACUUCCUGGACGGGGAGAACGCUCUGCCGCUGACAUCCACUGAGAACAAGCCUCAGGUCAUUUACAGCAAACCACUCACACCAUCAACACACAGCAACAAGUCCCUUCCUUUCAUCAAAGUGAUUGAGAUCAAGUCCUGAACUGCAUGAGGAAGACAAGU